UCAAAAGGGAGAGGGCCGUUGCCACGGAUGGGGUUACACAAGCAAUAGGCUUCCGCUCGGAUGCCGAGCUAUGCCGUCCUUUCACACAAGAGAUAAAUAAAUGACGCGCACCGCUGGCAGUCCAAACCCCGCCGCAAACCCAUCCGCAAACACAGAGAGCAUCGUCUCCAUCAUCGACACCCCGGCUGGCAUGGCAGCAUCGCAUCAUCAAAGAUGCUAUGAACAAUAAGCUGGUGUGGGCGCCAGUCGACCUGAAGCAAUCGGCACUGCGCAUCUUGGAUAGCGGCACUGCCGAUGGAGUAUGGAUCCGGGAUCUGCAAUCCGACCUCGAGCCUGACGAAGCGCAGCAUACCUACGUGGGCAUCGACAUUGAGGGCUCGUACUUCCCGUCUGGCCCACCCAAGAAUACCUCGUACCACGUCCAAGACAUCAAUGGGACCUAUCCCGCCGAAUGGAAGGGCUCAUUUGACUUGAUUCAUCAGCGACUCACUCUUUGUGUCUCGGGAGGCGUGGAAUCAACCUCUGACGCGGUCAGGAAGCAGGUCGAGCUGUUGAAGCCGGGCGGCUGGAUUCAAUAUGUGGAAGUUCAAGGCUGGACAGCAGAUAGCGAUGGCCGGGGAUGGAAGGACUUUACAACGUGUGUGGCCGAAUUGGUCGCGUCCGUCGGCUCCUCGGUCACUCAUAUUGACCGUGCCAAGGGAUGGCUUCUAGAUUUGGGACUCGUCGACGUGGAAGAGGUCGUGCUGGAAGGAAACUUUGGCACGCGGGACGACAAGGAGCUGGAAACCCUGGCCAAGAAAUCGGCACUGCUCACUGCGCAGAGCAUUCUAGGUGUCGCGCAAACAUUCCCUCAAGAGCUCCUGUCCCUUCCCCUAGCCCGGAUUCCCCAGAUCAAGACGGAUCUGGAGAAGGAGAUGAAUACGGAACCGACCAAUGCCCAUUGGCACUACAAGGUUGUCUGGGGAAAGAAGCCUCAAUGAAAGGCGUCCACCAGAGGUCCUAGACAUAUGAAUGGGUGAUUCAUGACGGUUUGAAGAUAGU
Messenger RNA from Xylaria bambusicola, 1041 nucleotides. RefSeq lists its product as uncharacterized. The coding region runs from base 219 to 980 and encodes 253 amino acids. The transcript is spliced from 4 exons. The record is from RefSeq and is a predicted model, not a curated record. Lineage: Eukaryota; Fungi; Ascomycota; Sordariomycetes; Xylariales; Xylariaceae.